This is a messenger RNA of Helianthus annuus (common sunflower), 1848 nucleotides long. Its product is annotated as cytochrome P450 CYP82D47. Gene Ontology annotation, molecular function: heme binding; iron ion binding; oxidoreductase activity, acting on paired donors, with incorporation or reduction of molecular oxygen. The record is from RefSeq and is a predicted model, not a curated record. Gene Ontology annotation, biological process: defense response to other organism. The transcript is spliced from 2 exons. NCBI's taxonomy places the organism in Eukaryota, Viridiplantae, Streptophyta, Magnoliopsida, Asterales, Asteraceae. The coding region runs from base 1 to 1575 and encodes 524 amino acids.
AUGGAGUUCCUAAUUGUAACGACAAUUUUUUCUCUUCUUCUUUUCCUACUUUAUAUCAUCAACAAAAAGAGGGCUAAGAUAGGGGCGGAUCCAAAGCCACCUCAAGCCAAAAAUGCAUGGCCUGUAAUCGGACACUUGCACCUUCUAGGUGGAUCUCAGCUCCCUCACAAGGUUUUAGGCGACAUGGCGGAAAAAUAUGGCCCUAUCUUCACCAUCAAGCUUGGUUUUCACCAAGCUUUGGUGGUGAAUAACGCGGACUCAGCCCGCGAAUGCUUGACCAAAAACGACAAGGCCUUUGCAAGUCGACCCAAAGCACUGGCUUUUGAACUUAUGGCCUAUAACUAUGCCGUGUUUGGAUUUAGUCCCUAUGGGGAUUACUGGAGACAACUUCGCAAGAUUGUGAUGCUCGAAGUUCUUUCUCAACGCAGAGUUGAGAUGCUUGAACAUCUUCGAGUUUCAGAACUUAGAUCGUCAAUAAAAAGUAUAUAUGAUGUUUGGUUAACAAACAAAGAGAGUGGAAAUUCAGGUAUGGUGAAGGUUGACAUGAGUCAUUGGUUUGGAGAACUGGUAUUAAACAUUAUGGUUAGGAUUAUAUCAGGAAAGAGGUUUUCUCCUAAUGACAAAGAAGGGGUUAGAUUUCAGGUGGUUAUUAGAAAAUAUUUUGAAUUAUUGGGUGCCUUUGUGGCAUCUGAUUACAUCCCUUUUCUCAAGUUUUUCGAUGUGGGUGGAUACAAAAAACGCAUGACAAAGACGGCGAAUGAAGUGGACGAAUUCAUCGAGGGAUGGCUCGAGGAGCAAAAAGCUAAAAGAGAAUCAGUUCCACCACAUGAAGGCAAUCAAGUUUUAAUAAAUGUGUUAAUUAACAUUCUUGAAGGUGCUUCUGAAACGGAAUUUCCAAAAGGUUUUGACCAUGAUACAAUUAUCAAAUCCACAUGCCACCAACUCCUAACAGCAGGCUUGGACACGACAUCUGCAACUCUAACAUGGGCAUUGUCAUUACUACUUAACAAUCCAAAAGCACUAGAAACUGCCCAAGCAGAAAUUGAUAAGCAUGUUGGAAGGGAAAGACUAGUGGAGGAGUCAGACAUGAAGAACUUAGUCUACCUUGAAGCGAUCAUCAAAGAAACAUUGCGUUUGUACCCUGCUGCACCUCUCUCGGUGCCUCAUGAGUCCGUAGAGGAUUGCAUUGUGGGUGGCUACAAUAUCCCAAAAGGCACCCGUCUUCUGGUAAAUAUUUCAAAGAUUCAUCGUGACCCAAAUACUUGGUCGAAUCCCCACGAGUUUCAGCCAGAAAGAUUCUUGACAAGUCAUCAGAAUGUUGAUGUGAAGGGAAAACAUUUUGAUUUGAUUCCAUUCAGUAGCGGGAGAAGAAUGUGCCCUGGUGGUGUCUUGGCUCUUCAUGAGUUACGUAUAACAUUAGCUACUUUGAUGCAACUGUUUGUUCUGAAACCGACAUCAAGCGAACCAACUGACAUGAGUGAAAGCUUUGGAAUUACUAUUUGCAAAGAAAUGCCACUUGAGGUUCUUCUUGCCCCUCGUUUAUCGUCUGGCAUUAUGUAUGGUGUUGGUGGAUGAUUUAUCAGCUUCAAAGUAUGCAGUCCUUGUAUGUUAACAUGUGAUUCAUUCUUCUUUCACGUGUUUUAACAUGGAUGUUUCCGUUGGGAGUUGAGUCAAGAGGUUGUGCUGGUUUAUCGCUUCGUUUGGUAGCUUAUGGUUCAACUUUUCAUUUGAAUAAGUCUGUUUUGAAGUCCGGGUCUGGUGCUUGUUUACGUUGGUUGUUUUCCCUAUUUAAGAUGUAUCUGCUGCUACUUUUGAUGUAUGCUUUUCAGUUUGAUCAAUAAAAAGAAA